This is a messenger RNA of Poecile atricapillus (Black-capped chickadee), 1619 nucleotides long. RefSeq names its product serine/threonine-protein kinase PAK 3-like. Gene Ontology annotation, cellular component: cytoplasm. The transcript has 12 exons. Lineage: Eukaryota; Metazoa; Chordata; Aves; Passeriformes; Paridae. Gene Ontology annotation, biological process: protein phosphorylation; regulation of actin cytoskeleton organization; regulation of axonogenesis. Gene Ontology annotation, molecular function: protein serine/threonine kinase activity; ATP binding. The record is from RefSeq and is a predicted model, not a curated record. Bases 1 to 1497 code for a protein of 498 amino acids.
AUGGGGGUACAGUCUGCAGACGUGUGCAGUGCAGCCAAAAUGAUGCAGCAAGUGGUUGCUGCAGUUGGCACUCUGUUCUCUGUGGCUUAUUCGGGGUAUUUUUUAACCCACUUGGCACGGCACCUCACGCGUGGAUCCCGAGCAGCUCCUCCUUCGGGCACCAAAGCAGCAUCAGCACCUCCUCUGGCUCCCUCUGCUUGCAAAGAGGAGGCCAAAGAGGAGGAAGAGAGCAGUGAACUUCCCGCUGUUCUGGGAGAUGAGGGCGAACACCCCGCGGUUUGGGAAUACAACGGCGAGGCUCCCGCGGUGUGUGACAAGGACAGUGGACAUCUCCCGGUGUGGGAUGAGGACAGAGGACAUCCUGUGGCUUGGGAAGAGGAGGGUGAACAUCUUCCAGCAUGGGAAGCGGACAGAGAAAGUCCCGUGGCUUGGAAAGAUGAUGAUGAACCUGCAGCAUUUUGGGAAGAGGACGGAGAAGCUGCAGUGCUUUGGGAUGAGGACGAGGAACCUCCCUCUGCUCUUGAAGAAGACACUGAAGCUCCCUGUGCUGCAGGAUCCUGGGCUGAACAUUCUGACAGCAGCACAGCCCUGCAGCCAGAGGGGAGCAGGGAGUGGAGCCUGAUGCAGCUGAGGAACACCGUGAGCGUGGGGGAGCCUGCCGAGAAAUACCUGGAACUGGAGCAGAUUGGCCAAGGGGCUUUUGGAACCGUUUCCAAAGGACUCGACAGGGCCACUGGAGGAGAGGUGGCCAUCAAGAAAAUGAGUCUGAGAGGGCAGAACAGGGAACGAGCUGUGAAUGAGGUCGUGGUCCUGAAGGACAAGAAGAACCCCAACAUUGUCAACUCUCUGGACAGCUUCCUUGUUGAUGGAGAUCUCUGGCUGGUGAUGGAAUACAUGGAUGGAGGAACUUUGCAGGACGUUGUCAGACGGACACGCAUGGCUGAAGGAGAGAUGGCAGCUGUCAGUCAGGAGUGUCUGCAGGGCCUGGAUUUCCUCCAUUCCAUCCGGGUGAUCCACAGAGAUCUGAAGAGCUCCAACAUCCUUCUGGGAAUGGACGGCUCUGUCAAGCUGGCUGAUUUUGGCCUCUGCGCUCAGCUCAGCCCUGAGCAGGACCAGUGCAGCUCCAUGGUGGGCACUGCUCACUGGAUGGCCCCAGAAGUUGUGACCAGUUCUCCUUACGGCCCCAAGGUGGACAUCUGGUCCUUUGGCAUUGUGACCAUCGAGAUGGUGGAAGGAGAACCUCCUUACUUCCAGCAAACGGGGGCCAUGGCUCGCGCUCUGAUCCGGCAGAACGGGACCCCGCAGCUGCAGGAGCCCAGGCGCCUGUCGGCUCUGCUGCGGGACUUCCUCGAGUGCAGCCUGGAGCCGGACGAGGAGCGGCGCUACUCUGCCCAGGAGCUGCUGCAGCACCCAUUUUUGUCAUCAGCCAAGCCUCUCUCCAGCCUGACCCCUCUGAUCACUGCAGCAAAGCAACUGAGGGAGCAGAGGAGGACAUGAAGCACAGGAGGCCAGCUUUUCGUUAUAGUAGUUAGGAAAAGUAGUUAGUUAUGGUAGUUAGCACUGCUAGUUAGUUAGGGUAGUUAGGACAGCCUGUUUGUUAUGGCAGUUAUUUGAAUAAA